GUUACGUCAUCAACAUGCGCCGUCAGCGUUGACAUUCAGGCGCGUGCGGGAUGUUUUCAUGAGUUUUUGACCUUUACAUUGACGUUUGUCUUAAAGUAAAUCGGGGCACUACACCUCUUAAACGGCAUGUCCGUCAAGCAAGCAUCGGUCCAUGCUAAAUGGAUCAUUGGUCGGGUGAUCGGGACUAAGAUGAAGAAGACUGCAAAAGUUCGAGUUACCAGACUCGUGCUUGAUCCGUACCUGCUGAAGUUUUACAACAAAAGGAGGACCUACUUCGCACAUGAUGCUUUGGAGCAAUGCUCUAUUGGGGAUGUUGUUUUGUUGAAGGCCCUGCCAGAAAGAAGAUCCAAACACGUCAAGCACGAACUCUCAGAAAUUGUGUAUAAAGUUGGGCAGGUGGUCGACCCUCUCACAGGAAAAAGAGUUGCUGGACGGCAGUUUUUAGAGCCUCUUACAGAAAGCACAGAGGAUACGGAAGUGUCUUUAACUGAAAAGUUGGCACAGUUGAACAUUACUGCCUCUGCAUCUCCCCCGUCCUCAUAGUGUAGUGUUUCUUCAUUGAUUUAUGUACAUUUACUGUCUUGAUUUUCACAUAUAAAGUUAUUAUACUACCUAC
This is a messenger RNA of Paramisgurnus dabryanus, 616 nucleotides long. RefSeq names its product mitochondrial ribosomal protein S17 (gene mrps17). Gene Ontology annotation, biological process: mitochondrial translation. Gene Ontology annotation, molecular function: structural constituent of ribosome. Gene Ontology annotation, cellular component: mitochondrial small ribosomal subunit; ribosome. NCBI's taxonomy places the organism in Eukaryota, Metazoa, Chordata, Actinopteri, Cypriniformes, Cobitidae. The record is from RefSeq and is a predicted model, not a curated record.